CUAGCCAGAUGCUAAGUUUAAAUGUGUCGGGAUAUACAGGGUCUCGAGUGGUUUGUAGUCUUUAAACCCGCUCGUUUGGAGCCAUGGCAGCUAUAAAGGACGGAGAGUACACGGCCACCAUCUACAAACUGAUUAAAGAUGGGCAUUAUUUAGAGGCAAUUCACAUCCUAAACGGCCAGCUUCAAAAACAUACCAAGUCCAGGGCAGCUCUGUCUCUGCUGGGCUACUGCUACUAUCACAUCCAGGAAUUCAUCAACGCUGCCGAGUGCUAUGAGCAGCUCAUGCAGCUGCACCCAGAGGUAGAGGAUUACAAAGUGUACUACGCCCAGUCCCUCUACAAAGCUGGUGCUUAUCCUGAGGCUAAUAAGGCUUCCUUCGUACUGGACAACACCAGCAGUCACACCAAGAUGGUCAAGCUUCAAGCAUCCAUCAAAUAUUGUGAGGAGGAUUAUUCUGCUUCCAAGUCCCUGUUGGAGCAGCUGCCCCAGGACGACCCAGACUGCAUCCACAACAUAGGCUGUUUGCUUUACCAGGAUGGAAAGUAUGAGGAUGCCUGCAAGAAGAUCAUGUCUGCUUUGCAAGUUGUGGGAUACGUGCCAGCGCUGUCCUACAACAUCGCUCUCUGUUUCUACAGCCUGAAGAACUAUCCUCAGGCCCUCAAAUACAUAGGAGAGAUCAUAGAACGAGGCAUGAGGGAACAUCCAGAGCUGAGCGUCGGGAUGACGACUGAAGGCAUUGAUGUCCACAGCGUGGGAAACACCCUGGUGCUGCAACAGACGGCUCUGAUCGAAGCCUUCAACCUCAAAGCCGCCAUCGAAUAUCAGCUGAAGAACUUGAAAAGAGCUCAGGAGUCUCUGACAGACAUGCCCCCGAGAGCCGAAGAGGAGCUGGACCCAGUGACGCUCCACAACCAGGCUCUGGUGAACAUGGACACAAAGCCAUCAGAGGGUUUUGAGAAGUUGGCCUUUCUGCUGCAGCAGCCCUCCUUCCCCCCCGUCACCUUUGGAAACCUGCUGCUGCUCUACUGCAAACACGAGUACUUUGACCUGGCGGCUGACGUCCUGGCAGAGAACGCCCAUCUCACCUACAAGUUCCUGUCCACGUACAUGUACGAGUUUCUUGACGCCUUGUUAACCUGCCAGACAGCACCAGAGGAGGCAUUUAGGAAGUUUGACGAGAUGAACGGCAAACUGACGGAGCAGCUGCGAAAAUUGGCCAAGCAGGUGCAGGAAGCCCGGCUGGCUCGAGAUGAGGAAGCACAGAAGAAAGCUCUGGCCGACUGUGAACUGAUGCAGGAAAAGUACAUAGUGGUCCUGAUGGCUCAGGCUAAGAUCUACUGGAACCGGGAGAACUUCCAGAUGGUGGAGAAGAUUUUCCACAAGUCGGUGGAGGUUUGUAAUGAGGAAGACACUUGGAAGUUGAACGUGGCCCACGUGCUCUUCAUGCAGAACAAGUACAAGGACGCCAUCGGCUUCUAUGAGCCCAUCGUCAAGAAGCACUACGAUAAUAUCCUGAACGUGAGCGCUGUGGUCUUGGCCAACCUGUGUGUGUCCUACAUCAUGACGAGCCAGAAUGAAGAGGCUGAGGAGUUGAUGAGGAAGAUUGAGAAAGAGGAGGAGCAGAUUUCCUAUGACGACCCUGACAAGAAGGUUUUCCACCUCUGCAUCGUAAACCUGGUCAUUGGAACGCUGUACUGUGCCAAGGGAAACUACGACUUUGGCAUCUCUCGUGUUAUCAAGAGCCUGGAGCCGUACAAUAAGAAGCUCGGGACGGACACAUGGUUCUAUGCCAAGCGUUGUUUCCUGUCUCUGCUGGAGAACAUGUCCAAACACAUGGUCAUGCUGAGGGACGCUGUUGUAGAGGAGUGUAUUCAAUUCCUGGAGCACUGCGAGGUCUACGGGAAGGAAGUGCCGGCUAUCAUCGAGCAGCCUCUGGAGGAGAUUCACAUUCACAUCGGCAAGAACACUGUCACCUACGAGGCUCGACUGCUCAAGGCGCUGUUCUAUGAUGUUAUUGGCUGGAACAAGUGACAUCAUCACACGGUGUCAGCCAGAGAUGGUAUUUUGUCAAUAAAGUCGACUCAAGGAUAAUUGACCUGAAGCCAGAGACAAUCAACACUAUACACCUCAGGGAAGCUUCUAUAAUGAAGUGAGGGGGUGAGUUGAAGCAGAAGAAUUAAGAGAACAGACGUCAGGAGGUCUGGUUCAGUGAUCUCAGCUCUUACAGUAAUAGUCAGUAAUACUCGCUGUGCAGAGUAUGAUGAGCUUCUUUUAUUAGCAGUGUUUAUUCUACUCAACAUUAAAUACAUAAACACUUUGUUUAAAGUUCACCUUCAUACAUUCAUGAUUCAUGCGUAUAUCCUCUUUGGUGAGCGUGUUUUCUAUACUAUACAUAACAUUAUUGUUAAUAACAAAAAUGUAAUUUAAGGACAAUAAAGAUUGUUAUGUUUGAAAGAAUAAUCAGUGCCCUGCUAUUUUUUCCUGUGAAAUAAUGAAUGUGUUUAUUCACAGCUGUAGU
This is a messenger RNA of Limanda limanda (common dab), 2517 nucleotides long. It is a transcript of the gene ift70, whose product is annotated as intraflagellar transport 70. Gene Ontology annotation, molecular function: protein binding; intraciliary transport particle B binding. Gene Ontology annotation, cellular component: axonemal microtubule; intraciliary transport particle B. Bases 84 to 2030 code for a protein of 648 amino acids. The transcript has 19 exons. Gene Ontology annotation, biological process: intraciliary transport. The record is from RefSeq and is a predicted model, not a curated record. NCBI's taxonomy places the organism in Eukaryota, Metazoa, Chordata, Actinopteri, Pleuronectiformes, Pleuronectidae.